AGUGAUCGGGUGAAAGUGAAUCGCACAGUGAAUCCCGCAUGAUUGACGAUCGUAACUCGAUCGAGUACGGUGUGUGAUCGAGGAGCAGUUUGAAGUUUUGCAGUAAAGUUAAGUGAACGGUCACAAAAUGAGUACCGGAGGUGGUGGUGGCAGUGGUGGAGGCGGUGGCAGCGGAUCCGGCCCGAUGGGUCGUAUCGUCGACAAAAUCAAGCGAACGAUGACCAACGAAGGAGGAGAUGAGAUCCGUGAUCCACUGCAGUACGGCUAUCAGCGUGUUAACACGGCCGAAGGAUCGCUCUCCACCUCGACGACGGCAACCAGCCUGGACACGAUCGUGCUCGACACCAACGCUGAGGAUCUGGCCAGUGUACCGCCGCGCGCACAGCACCAACCGCAGCGAACAUUCAGCCCGAUCCUCGAGACGGACGAUACGAAUCCGUUCCUCGAGGCGGGUGAAAAAACCAAAUCCAAAUCGUCGCUCAAGAGUUCGCGCGUUUCGUUCGACCAGGAGGAGGACCGGUUCGAUGAGGAUGAGAACAGCUUCCGCAAGCAGCGGGAACACUUUCAGAAGCACAAAAGUCACAGCACAUCCGAGCACAAGACACAGCUAAUCAAGGAACUCCGACACCUGCUAGCGACCGACAACCGAAGACAGUUCCAGGGCAAGAAGCAUGUAUCGCUCGAUGUGAAGAGCGCCAAGGUGCUGGAGCAGCUUCUAAAGGCUUCCUCAUCGUCGGACGAUUUCGAGGGCCAGCGGAAAGAGUUUCAGGAGCGCAAACACAAGAGUCUCGAUGCGCGGCACAUUUCGUUCAAGUUCGACAAGGAACCGUCGCCGUCUAGCAGCGAGGAAGACUUUGAACCCUCCACCAGUCUGCUGCGGAUUGAUGCCGACAUUACCAAGCCCGUCAUCAUUGACCUGAAGGAUCUGGAUUCGAGCGACGAGGAAGAUUACAUCAGCUCACGCAAACAUUUCCAACAGUCCAAGUCGAUGAGUACGGAUUCGCGGAAAAGCAUCCGCUUUCUGGAGAUGGAAAUGGGCACGAAGGAGGAAAACAUGCGUACCGCUGUACCGUUCGUGCGACAGAUUACGGAGGAGGGCAAACCGAAGCUGGAGGUGUACCGGCCAACCACCAAUCCUAUCUACAUCUGGACACAGGUACUGGCCGCCCUGUCGGUGUCGCUCGGAUCCAUGGUCGUUGGAUUUUCAUCCGCGUACACCUCACCCGCCCUGGUAUCGAUGAAGGAUCGCAACAUUACAUCAUUCGAAGUGACGGACCAAUCGGGCUCGUGGGUCGGUGGUAUUAUGCCGCUUGCCGGUCUGGCCGGUGGCAUUCUCGGUGGACCGAUGAUUGAGUAUCUGGGGCGCAAGAACACCAUCCUGGCGACGGCAACACCCUUCAUCAUAUCCUGGCUACUGAUCGGUUGUGCUACCCACGUGGCAAUGGUCCUCGUCGGUCGUGCCCUAUCCGGUUUGUGCGUCGGUAUUGCUUCGCUAUCGCUUCCGGUCUAUCUCGGCGAAACGGUACAACCGGAGGUUCGCGGCACACUCGGUCUCCUGCCAACGGCGUUCGGUAACAUUGGCAUUCUGCUGUGCUUCGUCGCCGGCAAGUACCUGGACUGGUCCGGGCUAGCGUUCCUCGGUGCGGCACUGCCCGUGCCAUUCCUGAUCCUGAUGUUCCUUAUCCCUGAGACACCUCGCUGGUACGUGUCACGCAACCGGGAGGAGCGUGCCCGUAAAGCCCUGCAGUGGCUGCGCGGUCGUAAGGCGGACGUGGAGCCAGAGCUGAAGGGUAUCUCCAAGUCACACCAGGAAGCGGAACGACACGCGUCCAAGAGUGCGAUGCUGGAUCUGUUGAAAAAGUCCAACCUGAAGCCGCUGCUCAUCUCGCUCGGGUUGAUGUUCUUCCAGCAGCUGUCCGGUAUUAAUGCGGUCAUCUUCUACACGGUGCAGAUCUUCCAGAGUGCCGGUUCGACGAUCGACGAGAAGCUGUGCACGAUCAUUGUCGGUGUGGUGAACUUUAUCGCAACGUUCAUUGCGACGAUACUGAUCGAUCGGUUGGGCCGCAAGAUACUGCUGUACAUCUCGGAUGUGGCGAUGAUCAUUACGCUCAUGACGCUGGGCACGUUCUUCUACAUGAAGAAUAAUGGGGACGAUGUGUCGCACAUCGGUUGGUUGCCGUUGGCUGCGUUCGUCGUGUUUGUGGUCGGUUUCUCGCUCGGCUUCGGUCCGAUUCCGUGGCUGAUGAUGGGUGAAAUUUUGCCCGGCAAGAUUCGUGGUUCGGCUGCAUCGGUUGCGACGGCGUUCAACUGGAGCUGCACGUUCGUGGUCACGAAAACGUUUGCUGACAUUACGGCUUCGAUCGGCAAUCAUGGUGCGUUCUGGAUGUUCGGUUCGAUCUGUGUGAUCGGUCUGAUGUUCGUGAUCGUGUACGUCCCGGAGACGCAGGGCAAAUCGCUCGAGGACAUUGAGCGCAAGAUGAUGGGCCGCGUGCGGCGUAUGAGCUCGGUCGCCAACAUUAAGCCACUGUCGUUCAACAUGUAAGCAGGGUCGGUGGUGCUGAGAUGUUGCCCGGCGUUCGCGCAGUGCUCUCCGAGGAAUUUCUAAGGUGUCCGGGAGAUUGCGUAUGGCACAGCUGGCACCCGGUAGUGAGAGCGCAGCAUACAAGUACUAGAAUGUGAUAUGAUCCAAUAGAUUCUGUUUUGCCGCCAGUGGCAGGAUUUACUCGAUUUCGUUUGUAGGUUUUUAGCAAGCAUCCAAUCCAACGAUCUUCGUUCUUUCCCUCUCUCUUCCUCUGUAUUUUAUUUUGGUUUCUUCCGAACAGUAGGAUGUAUGUGUACAAGAGGGAGCUUCAAAUUUUAAACCAAAAAAGCGCAGGGCACUAUUAGGUACUAGUGGUAGUUGUAGAGGUAGCACAGACACAAGACAUACAUGUUCCAAUCAAAUUGGACACUUCAGCUUAUAGAUGCUUGACACAGGGGAGUGUGGAAUUUAUUCACCUCCCCUCAAGAAUACUUCCGGAUGCGUGCUGUUUUCAAACCUGGACUGCAUUCGCGGUGCUUCUAAAGUAAUUUUUUAAUGAUCGAUCGUAAGUUUAGCGUGCCAGACGCGGGUGCAAAACAGAACCUUUUAGUCUAGAAGAAUAUUAGAGUCUACCAGUCAGAGAGAUAGAGAGAGAGGAGGGAGAGUGCUGUGAACAUUCGUUCGUUCUGCCUUUGAUAUUGACGCUUUAAGCGACAAACCGGAGAGGUGGCGAAACAUUUUAAAACUCACAGAAAGAAUGAGCGUGCAUGAGAGUGUAGAAGGAAUGACAGGGUUUACUAUUUUUUGGAUUAGUUAUUAUAGAAAACAUUUAAUGCUUUAGUUUACAGAUGAAUAUGUUCUUCUUCUUUAAUGCAAAAAUGUUUGUUUUUAAACGAUAAAGUAGGAAGAGCGGUGGCAAAAACCCGGCCCCGUACCUUCCCGAGAGUAUGCGAAUGUAUAUAGUGUACGAGACAACACACAACACUGGUAAUUAAAUUGGAACACAGAACCUAUAAAAAUUGCACACAAAUACCAUAAGGCCAACCAUUUUGUACCAGCUGGUGGGAUAUAUAAAAUUUAACCUGAACAUGACACCGUGCGAGAACGGGAGAAUAGAUUCACUUGCUUUGGUGAACACGUCGUGGUUCGAAUCUCGAGUGCGCGCACGCCGAAGGAUGUUAAUAAUAUUUAUUGCAACGCAUCGCAUCGCACAACACCCGCGCAUGGAUAGGAGAGCAUGGGUUUAAGUUUGUCUAAUGUUUUGUUUCCCAAUCUUGAGAUUAGAGCUGCGAUGCGCACAUCGAAUAUUGAUUUGAAUAAAGGAAGAAACGAAAACCCGUAAUCAAUUUGCUAAGAAACAAAGGAUUCAAUCGCGAUUUAAUGGGUGGCAAAAGGGGGCACAUUCUUGUUCAUACAUGUGCCAACGGCUACGUUUUAUGAGUUCUUAUUUAGCUAGAAAAGAUUGCUUUCGUUUGCGUUUCGUGCAUUAGAAAAUAAUACACGGCAUAUUUUGGUAAUCCGAACAGAACAAAGGAAAAUAAAAAAAAAAUUAUUAAACUGUA
This is a messenger RNA of Anopheles stephensi (Asian malaria mosquito), 4083 nucleotides long. It is a transcript of the gene Tret1-1, whose product is annotated as facilitated trehalose transporter Tret1. Gene Ontology annotation, biological process: carbohydrate transport; transmembrane transport. NCBI's taxonomy places the organism in Eukaryota, Metazoa, Arthropoda, Insecta, Diptera, Culicidae. The transcript has 8 exons. Gene Ontology annotation, molecular function: sugar transmembrane transporter activity. The record is from RefSeq and is a predicted model, not a curated record. Bases 128 to 2542 code for a protein of 804 amino acids. Gene Ontology annotation, cellular component: membrane.